Ruditapes philippinarum (Manila clam) is the source of this 4005-nucleotide messenger RNA. RefSeq lists its product as uncharacterized. NCBI's taxonomy places the organism in Eukaryota, Metazoa, Mollusca, Bivalvia, Venerida, Veneridae. The record is from RefSeq and is a predicted model, not a curated record. The coding region runs from base 966 to 2606 and encodes 546 amino acids. The transcript has 2 exons.
UAAAUAUUUCUGUGAUUUUUAAAGUUUUAUAUAAUUUAAAUUGAUUUAAGUACUGAUAUAGUUUACAAAUUCGGACUUAAAUAACCCCAUUAUUAAUGAAUCUGUCAAGAGAACUCGAUUCAUUGGCACUUGAUUAAUGACGAGACUAAUCGAAUUCAUCAAUCGGAUAACUUGAUUACAUUACCUUAAUGAUAUUCUAUUAAAACAGAAAAUUACUUUUCCAGUGGCAUUCCAAUGUAGCACGUUUUUCAUUGCCAUCGUGUUUAUUUACUAUAGUAAGCUUUGAUAACAGUGUUUAAACAGAAUAAUAAGCAGUGUAUUAGGUCCUUAUAUUCUAAAAUUGGAUAUAUUAAAGUUAAUUUAAACAAGUAUAAAUAUUUUGAUAAUGUUCGCUACCUAAUUUACUGUGUGUUUUUGAUAAUGCAUGAAAAUUGCAAUGUUAUUUUUUAAGUCAAGGCUAAAAGCUAAAAUCUUGAAUGGAGAUUCACGGAAAGAUCGCGUAUUCGUCGGCUAAUUCCAACGGAUUGACCUUUCUUAGGUGAUAUUAAAAUGCAUAAAUAUAUAUAUAGCUUAAUUUGAUUUUAGCUGUAAAUCAGCGUGACCUGGUUAAUUCUAUUCAAGGAUUACUAAAUUUGAAAUAUCAGUCAUUUAAAAAAAUGCACGAAAUCGGGAUAUGCCAUUUCAAUUGAAUACUUAGAUCUAUUAUAUCGAUGAAAAUAUGAUUUUGGGAGAAAAAAAAAAUAAUACAGAGUUCCUAAUGAUAAAGAAAAUAGUGAAAAUGUGAUAAACUGGAAUUAAAAGAAUAAAAUAGCUCUUGAAGCGUAGUGAAGCUAUAGUCUUAAUCUUGGACAUUGACUUAUAUAUUGGGAAAACUUGGAUUACAUUGGAAUAUAAAGUAAAGAAAAUGAUACAAAUACAUUAUCGUUAUAUUUGAUGUGAUAAGGAUUUUCGGGACUCCAGGAAGAAUGUUCUUUCCAAAAAUACCAACUGGCAUAAGCCAAAUGGUUUACCCAGAAAAGCCCUCGCCGAAACAGCCGUGGAGGUUGGGGGAUGGACAUUCAGCUACUUCUGGAGGGAAAAGAUUUAGGGUUGGUAAACAUCCAACUGACAGCUUUUGGAAAGACAAUAUCGAGCAGUGGGUCCAGUCUGAACAUGGUAAUCAUGCAGAGGAGUCAGCUCGCAAUCAGCAGCCUCAUAAUCGAGACGAACAUGAAAAACCUGCGAAUGCGCAUGACCGGAAACACAUGUGCUCAUCCCAUAAUUCAGAAAAUACAGGAAGCGUUGUGUUGUCAAAAGAAUUUGUGCAUCAUCAGGGAUUUCUAGGGAGCCAGGAUAGUCAAUCUACAAAUUUAAAAUACAAAUUUGGCAAGAAAAAGGCAAGUACGAAAGAAAACAAUCAGCCAAGCACCUUCAAACCAAAAGGUUUUGGUAGCUUGUAUGAUGAACUUGAGUUUGAAAGACGCUAUAAGAAGGUAUUUGAUCUCAAUAAACAUAUUCACUUUGUCCAUUCAAACUUUGUCAGUGGACAAAGAGUUUACAAAAGAAAUAAACUGCCACCUAUCGGACAUAUUCCAUCAAUCGGUUCUGAUCCGACUGACAGUCAGGAUAUCUUCGCAAUAAUGUCAGUGCAAAGAUUCAAUCACCCCGACGACACAGACUUCCAGAAAGGCUCUGCAAGCUCAACCGGAAGAAGUCACCCACAAGCUUCCGAUGGAAUUUCAAGAAGGCACCAGUUUAAACGAAGUCUUGAAAUAUCUCAAGAUCUUAAUGUUCCUGUAGGGUUUGUUCCCGGAACCAUUAAAAGUACAGGAAAUUCCCCAUUUGCUGGCGUGAACGGAAAUGUUAUGCAAAAAGAAGGUUGUUAUCGUCUAUCUAUGGCAUCUAGGGAAAACGAUAGUGCGCUUGGAACUCUGUCAGAAGACACAAGUAGACCUGCAGGCGGUGAUGAUCUUUCUUGUUCAGAGAGGUCUGCAAAGUCGGUGAGAAGCAGAGGCAAAAUACGACUAAAUAGCGAUGAUACAAAACCAAAACACACAAAAAAGAACCGGGUCUCGUCUAAAGAAAGGGGACAUUUGAGAUCUACGUCUAGAACUACCACAAACACUGAUCGUCCACUAACAGUUGAUGAUAGCACAGUUGACGAGCAAGAACCUUUCAAUAUAACAGUACAUGUUGAAAUAAAACCUAAAGACCCGUAUAUAAACGGCGGAGAUGACGUAGAGAAUGAAAAAGCACGCGAAAGGGAACUUCCGGUUUUUGAACAUGCUGAUUCGCCAGACUUUACCGAUAAUGACAGGCAAAAUGAACAAAGUCAAGACAGAUCAAACAAAGUGUUAUACUCAACAAGAGUGGACCAUAACUUCAGUCCGCGUUCAGAAAGUACGGAAGAUGGACUUAAGGUCAUUCGGCCUAAAAAUAUUGCUACGACCUCUAACCAGUUUGGCUUCGUUACCAAUAAGGUACAAUAUCCGGAUAGGUUUGUUCUCAGAGAAUCCUUGGUUGAAGAGGAAGAGGAUGAAAACGAGGCUCAUGUUGACAAUAGUUAUAUCGAAAAUAACGCUGGUAACGAAAACAAUGUAACUAAAACAGAUUCGAUUUCAACUUGAAUGUACACGGACAAUGGACGCUCUUGAAACAAAAUUUUAUGUAUAGCAACGUACCUUACAUGAUAUAGAAGAUUUUCUGGAUGAUAUUAAGUGUUCCGCACCUCUAUUCUAUCUGUUGUCAAUUAUCAAGCUCAUCACAUCUAUCAUUUUAUUUCAUAUACCGUUUCUAUCAAAUCAAAAUGCAUAAUGUGUGGUUAAUCGGUUGAAGGAAUGUGCAUGUAAGACGAUAAUGCAUUGCUAAGUCGGGUAUUCUAACACUUAGGGUUUAUCUUGCUCAUCGUGGUCUUUGUUUAAGAUAUAAAAAAUAACGUUAUCAUGUUUUAAUGAACUUCAUCUUUAUGUUCACGUUACAUCUUGUUGUGUUGUUUUUUAAAUUGUUUUUUUUUUAUAUUUAUGAAAAUACGUGAGAAAUAUUCGUAUAAUUAUAAUGAAGUAGAAUUAAUAUGGCACUGAAAAGUUUGGGGAUUUUUACUUACAUUUUUGUUAUUUCCAAAACAAUACUAAUACCACAUUAAGGGACCCUUCCUUUAACAGUUUGAUAUGAUUGUUGACUUAUGGCAUGAACGAGCUGCAUCCAACACAGUAUCCUGCUGCUGCUGCUGUUGUUGUUGUUGUUAUUGUUGUUUUUUCUAAAUAUAUCUUUUAUAUUUUUCAGAUCUUAUGAAAUUACAAUUACGCUACAUGAACCCAGAUGAACAAAGUUUUAAAAAAAAAUGUGUUCUAGUUAAAUGUAUUAGAAGUUUCAAAAUUGUAUAACUGAUCAUAGUCUAUAUAAAAUAGUAAAAAUACCCAUAAGAUACUAAAUUAGACUAUGAAUUAACUACUUACUACUCGUGGAGACAUGACCACUUCUGCAUCUUUCGACACAUUCAAUGUAAUUAUUUUUAUUGUUCCGACACAUUUUAUGUUAUUAUUUUUUACUGUAUUUUGCCUUUAAAUAUUUUAUUUGUUAACAUUUAAAAAACAAUACUUUAUCUUUUUAAACAACUUUCCGAAUUUUUAUAUAAAAAAUAUAAUUUAAAGGCGCCAUGCCCUUAUACGGGUAUAAUGUGCGAGGUUUCGGUUGUUCACGUGAAACAUCGGGUGUUUCAGUAAUCUUAAGUAAUGUCUCAUGCUACCAGGGGUUCUAGAAAACAAAAACAUGACGAGAAUACAUAUAAAAUAAUAUCUAAAAAAGUGUGUCAUGCUAAAACAAUUUUCUUUUGCAGUAUUUACAGUAGUAUAUACUGGAAUAAUGUCAAGUUCGUGCAUUGUGCAUUAAUUCAUACUGAAAAGUGCUAAUGAUUUUUAGUUUAAAUGUUACAUGUUAUUUAUUAUUUUGUUGUACUUGUCUGCACUGAUAAUGUGAUAUGUUAUGUUCUUCUUGCCUGGUUCUUGUGCAAUACAUGGUCAUAAAUAA